This is a messenger RNA of Mercurialis annua (annual mercury), 1653 nucleotides long. RefSeq names its product mannose-1-phosphate guanylyltransferase 1. The record is from RefSeq and is a predicted model, not a curated record. Gene Ontology annotation, molecular function: GTP binding; mannose-1-phosphate guanylyltransferase (GTP) activity. The coding region runs from base 293 to 1378 and encodes 361 amino acids. The transcript is spliced from 5 exons. Lineage: Eukaryota; Viridiplantae; Streptophyta; Magnoliopsida; Malpighiales; Euphorbiaceae. Gene Ontology annotation, biological process: GDP-mannose biosynthetic process; cell wall mannoprotein biosynthetic process. Gene Ontology annotation, cellular component: cytoplasm.
UAACACCUUUACCCAAAUACAAGCAGAAAUUUCUUAAAAAUAACGGAAAGUUCCCUCAAUUUAAUAUUUCAUUACAAAUCUGCCAAAAUUACUGCUCUCUCUCUCGUUUUUGAGUUGUAUAUAAACAGCUCUAUCAUCGUCUCUUAUACUUGACCAACGCAAAUUCAACACGCUCUUAACCCAAAUGUUAAGAGAAUUCCCGCGCUUUUGAUUAAUCUCGAUUCGGUUUGAUCCAGUUUUUUUAGGGUUUUGAAUUUAGUUGAGUUUGCAGAAAACAAAGGGGAAAAUCACAAUGAAGGCACUUAUUCUUGUUGGAGGGUUCGGGACACGGUUGAGGCCAUUGACUCUUAGUGUACCUAAACCAUUAGUUGAUUUCGCCAACAAACCUAUGAUCUUGCAUCAGAUUGAAGCUCUCGAGGCAAUUGGAGUAACUGAAGUGGUUUUAGCUAUUAACUACCAACCUGAGGUGAUGUUGAACUUCUUGAAGGAUUUUGAGGCAAAGCUAGGUAUUAAGAUUACAUGCUCCCAAGAGACUGAACCGCUUGGCACUGCUGGUCCUCUGGCUCUGGCCAGGGAUAAAUUGGUUGAUGAAUCUGGCGAUCCAUUUUUUGUUCUCAACAGUGAUGUCAUCAGUGAGUACCCACUCAAGGAAAUGAUAGAGUUUCACAAAGCCCAUGGAGGAGAGGCUUCCAUUAUGGUGACCAAGGUGGAUGAGCCAUCAAAAUAUGGUGUUGUGGUUAUGGAAGAAUCAACAGGGACGGUUGAAAGAUUUGUGGAAAAACCAAAAAAUUUUGUUGGCAACAAAAUCAAUGCUGGAAUUUAUCUGUUGAACCCGUCGGUUCUAGAAAGGAUUGAAUUGAAGCCCACCUCAAUUGAGAAAGAGGUCUUCCCGAAAAUUGCAGCAGACAAACAACUUUUCGCUAUGGUACUUCCUGGUUUCUGGAUGGACAUUGGACAGCCAAGAGACUACAUCACCGGCCUGCGACUCUAUCUAGAUUCUCUACGAAAGAAAUCUUCAUCUAAAUUGGCCUCCGGCGCCCAUGUUGUCGGAAAUGUUCUGAUAGACGAAACCGCCAAGAUCGGAGAGGGAUGUUUGAUUGGACCAGAUGUUGCAAUAGGUCCAGGCUGCAUUGUCGAGUCAGGCGUGAGACUCUCUCGCUGCACUGUAAUGCGCGGAGUUCGCAUCAAGAAGCACGCCUGCAUAUCCAGCAGUAUCGUCGGGUGGCACUCUACUGUCGGCCAAUGGGCUCGUAUCGAGAACAUGACAAUCCUCGGCGAAGACGUCCAUGUAUGCGAUGAAAUAUACAGCAAUGGCGGUGUGGUUUUGCCCCACAAAGAGAUCAAAUCGAGCAUUUUGAAGCCGGAGAUAGUUAUGUGACGGAAUCCAUCUGAUGUCUGUACAAUAUGGAUCGACAAGUAAGUUUAAAUGUGUUUUUUUUGCUCAUGUUUCAUCUUGUCUUUAAGUGUAAAAUUCAGUUUCAACAAGUUUGCAUGAUUUGAGUUGAGUUGUGAGCAUUGUCUGAAAUGCAGGGAAAAAGUGUGAUCUUUUUAUGUGGUUAGUUUUAUGUAAAUAGAAAUAAAUGUUCUAUUUAAAUCCCUUAUAUAUUAUGUAAUUUAUCAAUCAAUGUCAAAAUUCUUUUUUUGUUGGUGUCA